Messenger RNA from Serendipita indica DSM 11827, 1650 nucleotides. The record is from the annotation of a GenBank genome assembly. NCBI's taxonomy places the organism in Eukaryota, Fungi, Basidiomycota, Agaricomycetes, Sebacinales, Serendipitaceae.
AUGCUAUCCACCUUGCCCCCCGAGGUGCUUCUUGACAUCUUGUCGUUCCUCCCAAUAUAUGAUAUAUUCAGCGUGCAGCUAGUCUCGCGUUUCUUCAAUGACCUCGUUGAUACCCACUCGGCUUCUGUCUAUCGCAGCUUGGCGCUAUUCCACGGGAUCACGUCCGCAGAGGAAAUCGAUGUGAACGAGCUGCUCAAGAAGAGAAAUAUUUACCUUGAUUGGCUCAAACCGUCACGUAUGCUCAACUGGCGACAGCCACCCACCCCGCUUACGAGCUGGAAAACGUACGUCCUCAAUCAUUUUAUACUGGAAACCAGCUGGAGUCGAGGUACAUCUCAUGAGUUUCGCCGGAGAGUGAACCCAACCCGACCUCAUCGCAUUCAAAUCGACGAAGAGGAAGGGACUCUCAUAUCAACUCACGGGCUCCGUCAAAUUCAAGUCGAAGAUAUUAUGCACGAGAUUCCAUUCUGGACACAGACGACGGUUCCUUCAUGGGCACACUGCGAGUUUGACAAAGGCUUCUUAAUCUGGGGCCGACGCUCAGCGCAGAUUGAAGUCUGGAGACGCCGAAAGGACCAGCUUCUUGAUCCACUUCCUGCCUGCUCCCCCGAUGAACUCCAACUCGGGAGCGAACGUAUCGCCCCAGGGGCUGAACUCUCGGACGACGAGCUCUUGGCCGCGCUUCGAGCAGAAGAGUCUACUUCUGACGAAGCCGGCUGUGAAAAGUCCGAGUUGCGUGAUUUGGAGUACCGUGGACAGUUUACUCCGUUUUGCGUGCUCACGCCGCCAAAAGUCACUUCUGCUUCGCGGUUCGUCUACCCAGAGCUGGUCGUCGUGACGAGAGAUGCGACAAAUGCCUAUAUAUUCAAUGUCCCGACAGCCAGGUUGGUCAAGACACUCGAGUUGGAGGCUCUCGAAGACGAAACUGUUUGCUAUGUCGAUCAUAGCCCAACGCAUGUCUUUAUCUGCACAACUCUUACCAUGUCUGCGUACCGCAAGUCGGAUGGACAACGCGACAUGCGGCUCACAAGGGACCAGCUCUCACCCAAUCAUGUUUACAACGCAGUCGUACGACCGGGUGAACGUCUUUGCGAUUUGAACAUGAUACAGUACCUUGCUUCAGAGCAGGACGAAGCUAUGUAUAAAGAGUACCUUGCGGUCCAUGUCUCACCGUGCGGCCGUAUCUGGGUCCUGAUACAAGAACAAAAGCAUCUCUACAUAUGCACGGGUGGCUUCGAAGGCGGGGAAGAACCACUAGAGAUGACACGCAUUGAUCUUCCAGACGGCGAGCUGUACUAUUUGGCGUUUGACGGUAAGAAUAUCGCCGUCGCUGGUGAGAUGGGCAUCUUCACCUUGAGCCUCAAGAGACUUCAGAAUGCCGGCAAACCACUCUCGGCCAUUCACAAGUCGAUUUCCAAGAGCACCCUCGCGUUGAAUCAUCCUUCUGGAGUCAGAAUGCAACACACAUCGUGUUUACAAGUGACGGAUACAGCUAUAUGGCAUGUCGGGGCCACUGACAGUCUUGGAUUCAUGGGCACCGUCACGACGAUUGAUCACAUUAUGAGUCGUUAUAUUCCUGAAAGGGAUGACCAAGGGACGGCCGAUGAUACGUCUGACGCUGAGUCGGAGUGGGAGGACAUGGACGAAUAG